Cutaneotrichosporon oleaginosum is the source of this 448-nucleotide messenger RNA. RefSeq lists its product as uncharacterized. Gene Ontology annotation, biological process: cytoplasmic microtubule organization. Gene Ontology annotation, molecular function: microtubule binding. Lineage: Eukaryota; Fungi; Basidiomycota; Tremellomycetes; Trichosporonales; Trichosporonaceae. The record is from RefSeq and is a predicted model, not a curated record.
UUGCUGAUCCACUCAUCCAAAGCCUUGCUGGAUUCACCUCACUUGAUAUCACGACUACCUGCCUGCGAUGGUCUGCAAAAAGUGCGAGAAGAAAACGUCUGCCGUUGCGACGUCGGAUCCGUUUAAGGCGGGGUCGGGGGCGGUCCGCAAAUUGGGCGAGAACAAGCUCUUGAGUGCGCGGGCGAAGGCUGCGCCGUACGCCAAGCCAGGAGCGAAUAAGAGCAAAGUGAACACAUUUGGAAACAAGUGUAUCGAUUGCAAGGGAUCGGUUGCGCAGAACAUGGCGACACGGUGUCAGAAGUGCGCAUACAAGAAGGGGCUUUGCGCCAUUUGCGGCAACAUCGUGCUCGACACCAGCCGGUACAAGCAGAGCGUGAAGUAAAUUGCAUUCAGAGCCCAAUCAUGUCACUAUAUGUUGUAUAUGCAGGUAUCGUAACGUUACAGGGGU